This is a messenger RNA of Salvelinus namaycush (lake trout), 6736 nucleotides long. Its product is annotated as protein Jumonji-like. The record is from RefSeq and is a predicted model, not a curated record. Gene Ontology annotation, biological process: chromatin remodeling. Gene Ontology annotation, cellular component: nucleus. The transcript is spliced from 18 exons. The coding region runs from base 454 to 4344 and encodes 1296 amino acids. Gene Ontology annotation, molecular function: histone demethylase activity; DNA binding. NCBI's taxonomy places the organism in Eukaryota, Metazoa, Chordata, Actinopteri, Salmoniformes, Salmonidae.
AGUAGUCUACACUCGUCGCCUGAUAGUUCCAGGCAAAACGGAACAUUGACCCUUUUUUAUUUGAUUCGAUUUAAAUCCUCUUCUCAAACAAGAUGUGACUCUUUUCAAAGAACAGACUAAUACCUUUAGAAUAUCCAUGUCGUUCAGGAUAGCCGGGAGAGAGAACGUCAAGGGGUUUUCUACGAAUGGAAGUUAUUUGUUGUGAGUUGUUUUGAAUAUGUUAUUCCGAAGUGAGUUUGUUUUUUGUUUGUCUCCGUUCGUCGUGGACCUUUAAUUUGGAAUCUAUCGACGAAAUCCAGAUCGUCAAGGGAAACCCAGAGCGAGGAUUCUACAAAGCCAGAGAGCUCACAGACCGGGGAUUUAAAUUGUUUGGUGUGCUCCGGGAGAAGCGAGAGUCAAAGAAAGAAAUUCAUGUGGCCAUUCUCUCUUUAGCAAAACAUUUUGGAUUGCAGAAUGAGCAAGGAAAGACCUAAGAGGAAUAUCAUCCAAAAGAAAUACGAUGACAUAGAUGGGAUCCCCUGGUCAGAGGAGAGGGAUGUGAGGAAGGUGCUCUAUCUCUCCCUGAAGGAGUUCAAGACUGCUCAGAAAAGGCAGCUUGGAGAUGGAACCAAAUACACAAAUGGUUCACAUGCCCGCGGCCAGCUCAACGGCUUGGGGCAGAAGGGCCACAAGGCUGACGGGUUGCGGUUCCAGAGCACAAAUGGCAGCAGCGAGUACUCUGAGGAUGGUCCUGCCAAGAAGAGGCCCAGACUGCAAGCGCAGAGGAAGUUUGCCCAGUCUCAGCCCAACUCUCCCAGCACCACGCCGGUCAAGGUGUCUGAUACCGCCCUGCCCGCCCCCUCCGCUCACAUCAGAGACAUCUCCAGACGGAAACCCAAGACUGAGGACUUCCUCACCUUCCUCUGCCUGAGAGGUUACUCCUCCUGGCCAAAUGAAGGUUCGUCAGCGUUGCCCAGUAACAUGGCGUACUUUGGGAGCUCUCAGGAUGAAGAUGAGCUGGAUGAUGAUGAUGAAGAGGAAUACGAGGAUGUGAAGCCAGACAUCAGUGUGGCGUCUACUUCCUGUCAAUCCACGCCCAGGAAGGGCAAACCCCCAGGGAAACAUGCCGUCAACGGCCACGUGUUGAAUGGCCACAGCAAGUCGCCCCGGGACAGCCCCAAGCCCAGAGGGAAGGAGUGGGUGCAGGUGAGGGAGCGCAGUGAGAGGGCCGAGGCCCGGAGGGAGCAGGCCCUCAGCCAGCCAGAGGCCACAGCCAGGGGCCACACCUUACCCAGAGGCCACACUACCAAUGGACUGCCUCACAGGAGGGCUGCAGAGGAGCCCCGCAAGCAGGUCUUUAAAGUGAACGGCGUCACACGGGUGUCCCAGCCAGGCGUGCACACGGCCGGUGCCCAAAAAACGAAAGACUUCAGACUGCCGUCCAAAACUGUGAAGGGCCAAGUCACAUACACCAAAGCAAAACGAGAACUGGUCAAGAAAACCAAACUGAACCACCGCAAACACAGCACUGCUGCUUCCCAUAGAGCCAAUAGCAACAAUCACCACCGCCACCAGCGACUCCCCCUCUCCAACUCAGGAAAAGCCCAGAAUAGCAAAGCAAAAACACGCAAACAGGUGUUAUUAUCCAAUGGGGUGUACAAGGUGGCUAACGGGGGCGGUGUGCGCCUCAACGGUCGCCUCUGUGCCAAGCAGGAGGUGGGCAGGCAGGGGCGUGAGGGGCUGAGGAACUCCAAGCGGAGGCUGGAGGUGGCGGUAGCAGCCAUCGGGGCGGUGGCUGACUCCCAGGGUCAGCUGGUCAUCCUGGAGAAUAACCCCAACCCUAAGAAGACAAAACAGCACCAGACCAGCCCUCUGGAAACACGCAGUAAGAAAGCCUGUCAGGACAAGACCUUGGUCCCCAACGGACACAUCGUCAUGGAAACCACCCCUCCCCCGACCCUGCUAGCCCCACCCCCUCCCCCGACUCCUCCCGCCACACCACCAGCCAAUCCAGAGCCAGAGCGCCAGCGGCCCAAGCGGGCGUCAGCCGGCAAGCUGAUGUUCAUCAGACAAGCACAGCAGCGGGCGCAGGUUGCCUCUAACCCUAACCACAACCGCUCAACUACCUCAGAAUCCCCUUGCCACACUUCUGGACACAAUCCUGGACAUAUCCCUCACAAACCAGCAGAGCCCCGGCCUGACAGGGAGUGGGAAAGGGAGAAGGAGAGGGAGAGAGAGAGGGCGGAGAGGAGUAGGGUGAGCUGGGCGGCGUUGGGUGAGGCGCCAGUGUUCUGUCCCACCCAGCGGGAGUUCCAGGACCCCCUGGUGUACCUGGACUCUGUGCGGGAGGGGGCAGAGCCCUGCGGACUUUGUCGUGUGGUUCCCCCGGCUGACUGGCGCCCAGAGUGCAAACUGAACGAUGAGAUGCGCUUUGUGACCCAGGUGCAGCGCAUCCACAAGCUGGGCCGUCGCUGGGGCCCCAAUGUACAGAGGCUAGCCUGCAUCAAGAAGCACCUCAAAUCUCAGGGCAUCACCAUGGAAGACCCCCCGCUCAUCGGUGGCUGUGAGGUGGACCUGGCUCGGUUCUUCCAGCUGAUUAAUGACAUGGGCGGCAUGCAGCAGGUGAUGGACCUGAAGAAGUGGAGUAAACUGGCUGAUCUGCUGCGGAUCCCCAAGUCAGCCCAGGACCGUCUAGCCAAGCUGCAGGAGUCCUACCUCCAGUACCUGCUGUCGUAUGACUCUCUGUCCCCCGAGGAGCACCGACGCCUGGAGAGGGAGGUGCUGCAGGAGAAGGAGGGCUUGGAACGCCUCAGGGGGCCCCUGGAGGGCCACACAGAGAGGAGCCUGGUCCUGCCGCGCUACGAGCCUAAGAACGGGCUGGCCGGCAGUCUGGUGCAGCGCAGCAACGGUCAGCUGUGCAGCCGGCUGAAGGAGCUGGACACUCAGCAGCUGAAGGUGGGACGCCGGAGGCUGUUCGCUCAGGAAAAGAAUAAUGGGGACAAGACACAGCAGGAUGAAGAGGAGGCGGAUAUGGAGAAAGGCGUUCUCAGUGACCAGCACAAGUGUAUUUACAAGGGGAAAUCUGUAUCUCUCACCAACUUCUUUAGGAUAGCCAGGAACACCAUGACCAUGUGCUUUAACAAAGAGCCCGGUGCUGCUGAGGUCGAGCAAGAAUACUGGAGGAUAGUGGAGCAGAGGCACUGCCAUGUGGCAGUGCAUUAUGGGAAAGUGGACACCAACACACACGGAAGUGGCUUCCCCGUGGGAAAGUCAGAGCCAUUUUCUAAACAUGGAUGGAACCUCACUGUCCUCCCAAAUAAUUCUGGAUCCAUUCUGCGGCAUCUUGGAGCCGUGCCCGGGGUGACCAUUCCCUGGCUGAACAUUGGCAUGGUCUUUUCUACCUCAUGCUGGUCUCGAGACCAAAACCGCCUUCCAUACAUUGAUUACUUACACACUGGUGCUGACUGCAUUUGGUAUUCUGUUCCUGCUGAAGAGAAGGUGAAGCUUGACAAGGUGGUUCACACACUGCUGCAGGCCAACGGGACUCCCGGGCUGGAGAUGCUGGAGAAGAACAUCAUGAUCUCUCCGGAGGUGCUUUGUCGAGAGGGUAUCAAGGUCCACCGCACCGUCCAGCAGAGCGGUCAGUUUGUGGUCUGCUUCCCUGGGACCUUUGUGUCCAAGGUCUGCUGUGGCUACAGUGUGUCGGAAACCGUUCACUUUGCCACCCCCCAGUGGAUGAACCUGGGAUACGAGGCUUCUAAGGACCUUAAAUGCCGGCACAUAGCCAAACCCUUCUCCAUGGAGAAGUUACUCUACCAGAUCGCCACGGCCGAAUCCAAACGCGAGAACGGACACCUUCUGACAACAAUCUCCGCUCUUCUCAAAGACCUCAGGAACAUAGAGAUGAGACAACGGCAGGAACUGUACGAGGCGGGGCUUCUGUCUUCUGCCCGCUACGGAACACACGACAACAACCUGGUGCCCGGCGACGGACGCAAGAAACCCAGGAAGUGGCUGGCACUAGAGUCCUCAGAGAGACGCUGCCAGACCUGCCAACACCUCUGCUACCUGUCCAUGGUGGUCCAGGAGAAUGAGAAUGUGGUCUUCUGUCUGGAGUGUGCUCUGAGAUACGUGGAGAAUCACAAGUCCUGCAGAGGCCUCAAGAUGAUGUAUCGUUAUGAUGAGGAGCAGAUCAACAGCUUGGUGAAGCAGGUGUGUGGCAAGGCCCUGGAGAAGACGACUGAGAAAUGUAAUGCUGCGAGCCCCUUUAAACCACCACCCAAACGCGGUCCCCGGAAGAGAGCCACCGUGGAAGUGUCCCUGUCCCGCCUCUCCUCCCACCUGUCUCCCGCAGCCGUCUCAUAAGGACGUUAACACCCCCCACUGCCCCUCCAUCUUAGUUUGGCGAAUCACUGUUGUCCUUUUUAAAGAAAGAAAAAAUAUUUCCAGCUUUUAAUGCCCCAAAUCUCCCCUACCUAUACCCCUUACCAUGACAAACUACCCCACCCCCCCCCCCCCCCCCCCCCCCCCCCCCCCUUAGUAUGGCAAACUUGUGAAAGCAAACUGUAUUUUUUUGCACUAGCACAGAAAAAACUAUUUUUCAGUUAAUUUUUUGGGGGGGGGUUAGUUGAUGUCAUCCUUAGCAUUAAUUGAAAAGUUCACCGGUAAAUGUUGUGCCCCUUGCACUGCCCCCCUCUACACUUUUUGAGGAGAGGGUCAGAUUGGUCUUCCCUAUCCACACUGCAGUCACACCCAUCGCCACCUGUCACUCAACUGUGAACAAAGGGACGAACGGAGAAGGUGCUCCUUUUUUCAUUUUUAUUGAAAGUAGAACCCAAAGUUUGCUCUCGUCUUCAGUUUUUGAAGAUGAGUUGUUUAUAUUCUCCUCUUUUACCUGCAGCAGCUCCUGUUGUUUAGGGUCUGUUGCGCCCUAACCCACGCCAGGUAAAACUUGAAAGGCAGAUGUGUUUUGGCUUGCUUGUUUUUAUUUUGGAUUUUAGCUUUGAUUUUAGUCUUCUGUGUUUAUUUUGUCGUUUUGUUCCUUGGUGGCUGUGGAACUAGCGGUGCCGUGGCUGUAUGUCAGAAAUACAGCCUGGUGUGCCGUAUGUCAGAAACACAGACCUAGGUGCUGUGGCUGUACGUCAGAAAUACAGACCUGGGUGCCGUAUGUCAGAAACACAGACCUAGGUGCUGUGGCUGUACGUCAGAAAUACAGACCUGGGUGCCGUAUGUCAGAAACACAGACCUAGGUGCUGUGGCUGUACGUCAGAAAUACAGACCUGGGUGCCGUUGGUCUCUGUGCCCGUAGUAGAAGGGAGGCCUCCUUUGCUAGCGAGUGAAAACUGUGCCUAAUACUCAGCAAGGAGAUCCAUAGUUUUUGGUGCUGUUGGUUAUUAUUACUGUAUAACAAUACAAAAGAAAGGUGAGGUGCUGGCUAACUACUAGCCUCCUCUCCCACAGGUCGGUAGUCUCUACUCUCCUCUCCCACAGGGCGGUAGCCUCUACUCUCCUCUCCCACAGGGCGGUAGCCUCUACUCUCCUCUCCCACAGGGAUGAGGUUCAAGGUUUUCAUGUCCCACAGGGUUAGGUUAGGGUUCUAGGCUCUCCUCUCCCGCAGGGUUAAGUUAGGGUUCUAGGCUCUCCUCUCCCAUAGGGUUAAGUUAGGGUUCUAGGCUCUCCUCUCCCACAUGGUUAGGGUUCUAGGCUCUCCUCUCCCACAGGGAUAGGGUUCUAGGCUCUCCUCUCCCACAGGGUUAGGGUUCUAGGCUUUCCUCUUCUAGAUGUGCAAUCAUGUUAACAUUCCAUUCUUCCAGUCCUAUUGUUUCAGCUGUACCAGUAAACAUUAAUUAUUUUAUUAUUAUUUUAUAUUUUUCUUGUGUAUGCGUUCUGAUGUGCGCGUAGAACCACUAGUCAAAGGGUGUAAAAUGUGAAAUAUGGAAAUCCAUGUUCUUUUUUUUGCUUUUGCAUUUUCCCUUUUUCAGAUGUAUGAUUUUAGGAGUAAGUCCAACACAAAAACAUAAACUUUUGUACAUAAUCCUGUAAAUGUCUUUAAAUACUUGAGCCUUUUCUGGGGUGAAGGAAGGAAUGAUGCCUCUAAAGGUAUUAGUGGAAGCAAGGGAGGAAGUGCUUGAUGAAGAAAAAGCCUUACGUUUCAGUUUCUUCAUGUGUGUGUUUGAUGCUUACAGGGUUGCUCUGGUUACGUGUAUACAUUUAAGUGCUGCUUACAUCAGUGAGAAAGAUAUGGAGUAGCAAUGGCCCCCUAUUUUAUUUUUUAUUUUUUAGCUUUACUUUUUUAAAGAAAAGGGAAAAUAUGUUCACAAAAAAAAUGGUUUUAAAUUUUCAUUACUGAAAAUUCAACAAUGUAGUAGCUCCUCAUGUUGCACUGAGCUUGCCAGUGGUGGCUGACAAGGUGAUCCUAUUAUCCAGUUUGUUGGUUGUUGUCCUUUACAGAAGACUGAACUGUUUUAGGAGUAUUUAAUGAAAACCAAGUUGGGUGUUUUCCACAGAAAGUGGUUGUCAAGUUUUUAUGGCCUUACAAUGUAUUUUAUUCAGAUUUUUUUUUUUUUUGCAUUUUCUUUUUCUACAGUAUAAACUAUUGCUCACGGUCUGGCAAGUUAAUUUAUUAGCGAUGCGUCUCCAGCUUUCCUUCCAUUUGGAAAGAUUUCAUGUUGGUUAUAUUGCCAGUUUUUUUACUUUUGCAGUUUGUACUAAAAGUUUAAUAAAAACGUACAGACAAUUCACUGUCUUUUCUUUUGAA